AUGUCUGGUUCCGGUUACGACGCCGUCGUCGAUGUUGACGAUGAGGGCGACCUCGGACAUACCGAUCUUCAAGAAGACCUCGAGUUCCAUACGUCUAACUUCAAUGAUACAAACCCCAACACCCGCAAACCUCCCUCCAGCGGCAGCGGUCUUCCUCCACCAGCGACGGCCUCGACCGGCUCCGGCUCAUCCAAGCGCUUCCUCUGGAGCAUGAACUUUUAUGCGCAAUUCUUCGAUGUCGACACCUCAGCUGUUCUGUCCCGUUGCUGGGCUGCUCUGUUUCCCAGGGCCAACUUCCUCGACGUUCUAGAGGGCAACCCUGAUCUGUACGGACCUUUCUGGAUCGCCACGACGGUCAUUUUGAUCCUUUUCCUGGGCGGCACCAUUAGCCAGUAUAUGUCGGAUACGGGCAAGGGGCCAUUCCUCUAUGACUUCAAGCUGCUAAGUGGCGCUGCUGGCCUCAUCUACGGCUACACUCUCUUCAUUCCUAUGGCUCUGUUCCUCGCCCUCCGUUACUUCGGCAGCGAAUCUGCCAAUCUCCUCGAGUGCUGGGCUCUGUACGGCUACUCCAACCUGAUCUGGGUCCCCGUUGCCCUCAUUAGCUCAUCACCUAUCUCCAUACUCAACUGGGUCUUUGUCGGUAUUGGUUUCGGAAUCUCGGUUGCGUUUUUGUUGCGAAACCUUUACCCUGUGCUCAGCGCCACAGAUCGCCAGGUCAGCAAGGUGCUGCUGGUCGUUGUGGUGCUGCUACACGCUGGUCUGGCCCUUGCGAUCAAGAUCCUUUUCUUUGCUCACGGUAGCCCCGUGGCCAGCAAGCCGGACGAGGGUAAAGGUAGCAGCAUGUUUUAA
Molecule: messenger RNA, 849 nt
Organism: Fusarium mangiferae
Lineage: Eukaryota; Fungi; Ascomycota; Sordariomycetes; Hypocreales; Nectriaceae
Product: putative YIP5 Protein that interacts with Rab GTPases involved in vesicle-mediated transport
Exons: 3
Coding region: 1-849 (282 amino acids)
Biological process (GO): vesicle-mediated transport
Cellular component (GO): Golgi apparatus; membrane
Molecular function (GO): small GTPase binding
Source: RefSeq, a predicted model, not a curated record